CGUGUAUCAAACGUCAUCACCAAGUGUCAAUGCCUGCAGGCGGAGACUUCAGUUUGUUCUGCGAGGUUAGUUGAGAAGUGGAAAUCGUACUUUUAGGAGUGCUGUGAACAAUGGCAAAUGAAAUAUUUCCUGCUUUGGCUAUUCGCUCUUCCACCGGAGUCGAGGUGUGGAAAUCACAGGCAUCAAAGGCUCCAUAUGUUCCGGAUGCCGGAUUUGCUCGGGAUGAAAGCAAACUGUGCCGUGCUAUUGUUUACAGCCCUAAUGGUCGAUUUCUGGCGUGGGCUAACGGGACUACGGUGCAGAUCUGCACAGUUUCCGACUGGAAAGUUACUCGCACUUUUCCGCGGCCAAAAGCAUUCUACCUCAAAUUUUCGCCUGGUAGUACGUAUUUAAUGACAUGGGAAAUCUACACAGAAAACCCGAAAGAUGAGGUUAAGGAGAAGCCAAAUUUAUAUCUGUAUAACGUGGCAACCGGACAAGAAGUGUUUUCGAUUAUCCAGAAGCGACAUGCCGAUUGGCAGAUGCAUUGGGCCGCGGAUGAAACCCUUGCGUUACUGAUGGUCGGUGGAGAGGUCUUAGUUUACGAAAUACAGCCAAAUGUAGACUUUCCUUCGAAGCCUGUCAAGCGAAUAGGUGGUGCAAGAAAUGGAGGUGUUUCUGUGUCUCCUGGUCCAAGUCCUCCGUAUGUAUCUUUUUACGUACCGGGUACCAAAGGAGCACCAUCUAUGUGUAGAUUAUUUCGUUAUCCAAACUUGGAGGCGAAUCAACCGAUUGCAUCUAAAAGUUUUUUUCAGGCAGAUAAAGUGGAGAUGCUGUGGAACCAGAAAGGAACUGGAGUGCUUUUACUGACUAGUACGGAAGUCGAUCAAACUGGUCAGUCUUAUUAUGGAAAGCAGGCACUUCAUUUCAUGACUGUAAAAGGCGACUCGUAUGCCGUGCAGCUCAACACCGAAGGGUCUCUACAUGCUGUUGCAUGGAGCCCACGUUCAACUGAAUUUUGCGUUGUGUAUGGUUUCAUGCCCGCCAAAGCGACGUUGUUCAAUCUUAAGUGCGACGUUGUAUUUGAUUUCGGCACCGGGAAUAGAAAUUCCAUCUAUUAUAAUGAGUUCGGUAAUCUGCUAGUGUUUGGAGGGUUUGGUAAUUUACCUGGUUACAUCGAAGUCUGGGACAUCAAUAAAAAAAAGAAAAUUACUGAUCUUAAAGCGCCAGAUACAACUUUACUUGAAUGGAGUCCAGUAGGUGAUGUCUUUUUAACAGCUACAACCGCCCCAAGGUUAAGAAUGUCGAAUGGUUUUAAAAUUUGGCAUCAUACUGGAGCUUUGCUACACGAGACACAUUGGCCUGAAAAACAAGAAUUGCUAGAAGUGAUGUGGCAAAAAUAUGCUGCUGGAAUAUUGAAGGAAAACGUUGUUUCAAACGAAAAAAUUGAAGGUAUUGCAUCAAAAACUCCGCAAGCUAGUAAACAAAAGUACGUUCCACCAGGAAUGCGAAACAGCCUCAGUGCCGGUAGUGGAGAAACUGCCAGUAAUGCUGCUCGAGCUCCUAUCCCUGGUCUUCCACCGGGAUAUCGCUCAAAAGUACAACAAGCGAAAGACAAGAAACAGAAAAACAAAAGCAAAGCUACAGCCAACGAUGGAGCUGGUCAAGGAAAUCAAAAUAAAACCGCUAACCGAACUCAAAAUAAUCGCACCGUAUCUGCAGGAUCUGCCGGGUCAACAGAGGGUGGUAAAGAAAAAAAUCGUCCAAAAACGGCACCAAAUCCAAUUAUGGCUACGCAGCAAGAGUGUGUUGUCUCAUCAACUACGCCCAACCCAACCCAGAAAGGAAGUGGUAAUCCAGAAAAAGACAAAAAGAUGAAAACCAUCAACAAGAAGCUUAAAGAUAUAAAGCUACUAAAGGAGAAAAAUGAGCGUGGUGAAAAAUUAGAACAAACCCAGAUCAUCAAAAUGAAUUCUGAAGCUGAACUUAUCAACGAAUUGAAAGCUUUGAAAACAUCAUAAAUUCAUUUAAAAUGGAUUCGGUUAAACUUGUAAAGCUAGAUCUUUGCAACAUGAAUAAAGGAUGACUCUUUUAAA
Messenger RNA from Armigeres subalbatus, 2075 nucleotides. RefSeq names its product eukaryotic translation initiation factor 2A (gene eIF2A). Lineage: Eukaryota; Metazoa; Arthropoda; Insecta; Diptera; Culicidae. Gene Ontology annotation, molecular function: mRNA binding; tRNA binding; ribosome binding. The record is from RefSeq and is a predicted model, not a curated record. Bases 111 to 2000 code for a protein of 629 amino acids. Gene Ontology annotation, biological process: translational initiation. Gene Ontology annotation, cellular component: cytosolic small ribosomal subunit. The transcript has 3 exons.